Cydia fagiglandana is the source of this 1844-nucleotide messenger RNA. RefSeq names its product ribonuclease H2 subunit C. Gene Ontology annotation, cellular component: ribonuclease H2 complex. The record is from RefSeq and is a predicted model, not a curated record. Gene Ontology annotation, biological process: RNA catabolic process. Lineage: Eukaryota; Metazoa; Arthropoda; Insecta; Lepidoptera; Tortricidae. The coding region runs from base 45 to 440 and encodes 131 amino acids. The transcript is spliced from 4 exons.
GGGAAUCUGUAUAACCUUAAAAUAUCACUCAAAACAAGUAAACGAUGUCGAUUCACGUAGAAAAUACAUUACAAAAAACAAAUAAAGAAGCUUUCGAGCAGCGUGCACACUACGUGCCGUGUAAAGUGGAAGAAGACGGUCCUGCUAAUGUGGAGAAAUAUUUCGAGCCGUAUGUCGUUGAGGAAGAUGGAGAAAUAACGGCAUCCUUCCGGGGGCACUCUCUAGAUGGCACUAAGAUGAGUUUCCCUGAGGGCUACCGAGCUGUUGUGGCCACUGAGGCCAAGAGACCACUCUCGGAAGAUGCUGAUCGCAAAUUCCAUGUAGUAGGAGGCUUCAAAGACUUCAUAUACUGGAACUGGGACAAGAAACCGUCUAAGAAUGACAACAUGGUCAAAGCACUGGAUUGGAUAGACAUUGCUGAUGCGAUCCACGGAGAUUGAUCUUCGAAUAGACUUUAGGAGUAAUGGUGAAAGAUGUCCAGCACAUCCAGCAACACCUCACUAACUUCAACAAUUUUGCUUUUUCAAGCUUUCCUCAUGGACCAACUACGUAUGCACAACUAUAGUCCGUUUUUUAGGGUUCCGUACCCAAAGGGUAAAACAGGACCCUAUUACUAAGACUUCGCUGUCCGUCCGUCCGUCUGUCUGUCACCAGGCUGUAUCUCACGAACCGUGAUAGCUAGACAGUUGAAAUGUUCACAGAUGUAUUUCUGUUGCCGCUAUAACAACAAAUACUAAAAACAGAAUAAAAUAAAUAGUUAAGUGGGGCUCCCAUACAACAAACGUGAUUUUUGACCAAAGUUAAGCAACGUCGGGCGUGGUCAGUACUUGGAUGGGUGGCCGUAUUUUUUUCUUUUUUUUCCGUUUUUAUUUGCAUUAUGGUACGGAACCCUUCGUGCGCGAGUCCGACUCGCACUUGCCCGGUUUUUUUGCAUUAGAAAUAAGGUAAACAAUCUUGAUGUGUCUUUUAAACGAAAAACACGUUUUAUAAAUAAAUUACGGCAAAUAUGUAACAAUUAUGAAUCUAAUACGAUCAUUUAUAUUCUUUUGCUUUCAUAAGUAAUAGUUAUUGAUUUUUAAAAAGUUUUUCAAUUAAAAGACAUGUCAAGAUCGCUUACCUUCUUGAAAGUUCUUUCUAAUGCUAAAAAAAACGAACUACAGUUGUGCCAUAAGGAAUUUAUUUCUAAUUACACAAACGGGUCUACCGCGAUAUAAUUAGCGAUGUGACGAGUCCACUUUUUCUCAACUCGAAUCGAUUCGGCCAUUGAUCCGAGUUGAAAUUCGAACUGACUCGACUCGACGGUUUGCGUGGUUGCGAGGUCACGGGCCGCGGAGCCGCACACGAGUCAAGCGGCAGUUGUUGUAAAAAGAACCUUCGGGGUACCGAAUUAAGGUUUAUUUUUCAAUGGCUAUACUAGCAGUGAACUCGACUCGGGAUGGCGAAUCAAGCGGCAGUUGUUGUAAAAAGAACCUUCGGGCUACGGAAUUAAGGUUUAUUUUUGAAUGGUCAUAGUACCAGUCAACUCGGAUUGAGACAGCGAAUCAAGCGGCAGUUGUUGUAAAAAGAACCUUCGGGCUAUCGAAUUAAGGUUUAUUUUUGAAUGGCCUUAGCGUAGCGUUGACUCGGCUCGGAGAGUUGGCGAAUUGGCGAUUCAUGCGGAUCGGAUACCAAGUUACCAGUCAGUUUUGAUUCGGAUUGCCAAUAGUCUUGAUUCGAAUCAACUCAUCUGUAGGUUGAUUCGAAUCAGAUAACUCGACUCGCCCAUCGCUAGAUAUAAUUUCAUUGUUUUUACCUUUAAUUCCGAUUUAAUUUAGUGUAAUUAAAUAUGUGUACAAAACGCGAGA